GCCCGAGUAUGCGAUGGAACAUCAGCUCAACUUCGCUGACCGAUGCCUCCGAGUCACGUAAACUGCUUCGUUGAUGGUGUUUAGCCGUGUGGGAUUCUGCUUGCAAUUGACCUGCCAAAGUAUCACCUCUCACUGCAGCAGCUGUGUGACUUUGCAGCGUUCAAGGACGAUUCGAGCUUGCCUGUGGAACUGCCAGAGAUGGGCUAGUAACGCCGUGAAUUCUCGCCUUUGGUGGGGAAUUCAUCGGCCAAGCAGUGCUGCCGCGAACCGUGCUGUGGAUCGUCGAGUUUGCGUGAAGACUCACAAAUUGCAGUCACACUCCCGCAAUUCCAGGGUGCGGAGAUGCCCCAGCUUCUCGAACUCUCGUGCGACAUCCGCCAUCGUCCGCCUUCCGCCAUCGUCCGCCUCCAGCAGGCUAGUUCAAUGCUUCAAAACCACGACCUCUUCAUGGAGUCUGCGUAUCUUCCUACGCCUGGUUUAAUGAGGUGACCUGUGUUGCAUACAACAAGAAUCAGGCUUGCGGUUGCAUUGAUUUCUUCUGCAAAUC
This is a messenger RNA of Didymella exigua CBS 183.55, 547 nucleotides long. RefSeq lists its product as uncharacterized. The record is from RefSeq and is a predicted model, not a curated record. Bases 74 to 481 code for a protein of 135 amino acids. The transcript has a single exon. NCBI's taxonomy places the organism in Eukaryota, Fungi, Ascomycota, Dothideomycetes, Pleosporales, Didymellaceae.